Raphanus sativus (radish) is the source of this 934-nucleotide messenger RNA. RefSeq lists its product as uncharacterized. The transcript is spliced from 5 exons. Gene Ontology annotation, biological process: translation. The record is from RefSeq and is a predicted model, not a curated record. Gene Ontology annotation, cellular component: ribosome; mitochondrion. Lineage: Eukaryota; Viridiplantae; Streptophyta; Magnoliopsida; Brassicales; Brassicaceae. Bases 93 to 755 code for a protein of 220 amino acids. Gene Ontology annotation, molecular function: structural constituent of ribosome.
CAUUUGCUAAAACCUCGACUGCGGGAGGUUUCCUCUUUUCUUCUAGUUCGUGAAAAAGAGUCGCCGUCGCCGCUUCACCGUUGAAUCUCAAAAUGGCUCAUUUCGCGCAAAGCCGAAACGUGAUCCGGCAUGUAGUAUCCAGAGGCACAGCUCUCCACAAAUACGAGAACGCGAUCCACCAUCCUCUCCUUUUCGCCUGUCAAGGAGUUCGAUACAGAAAACUGGAAGUCAUCCUCACCACGGGCAUAGAGAAGCUUGGGAAAGCAGGUGAGACGGUGAAGGUAGCUCCUGGUUACUUCAGGAAUCACCUUAUGCCUAAACUCCUUGCUGUCCCCAACAUUGACAAGUAUGCUCAUCUCAUCCGUGAGCAACGCAAGAUGCGUAACUAUGAAGAAAAGGAAGAGGUUAAGGUGGUUCAUAAGUCUUCUGAAGUCCAGACUAAAGAGUUUGAAAAGGCAGCUAAGCGCCUUGCUAAUGCCAACUUGGUCCUGAGGAAGUUGAUAGACAAGGAGAAGUUCAAAAACCGCUCCUCAAAAGAGGACAAACCGGAUGUGCAAACACCUGUGACAAAGGAAGAGAUUGUCGCUGAGGUGGCGAGGCAGCUGUGUGUGAAGAUUGAUCCGGACAAUGUGGUUCUUACGGAGCCGUUGGCAACUUUUGGCGAGUACGAGGUUCCUUUGAAGUUCCCAAAGACUAUUCCAAUGCCACCAGGAACUGUUCAAUGGAUUCUCAAAGUCAAACUCCGUGGCCAUUAAAAUCUCCUUCCUUCUUAUAUUUUUGUUCUACUUCAAUCUGGUUCAUGUAGCCUUGAAAUUGCAGAUCAGCUGCAUUUGUCUUUUUAUAUGUAAACCGGUUUUAGUUUAAACCAUGAUUCGAAUUUUGUAUGUCCAACUACAAGGAAAUUAAUAAGUUUUUUUUUUUGGGUGAAAAUUAA